CAUCCAUGGAUGUGGUUUCUUAUCCCCAACAAUCUCCCUCCCAUCUUCUUUCUCUGUGCUAUCUCUCACCACUAACACCACCACCUCCAAUCUCUCUCUCUCUCUCUCUCUCUCUCACUACACUCCAGAAAUACAACUCUCCGAUGAACAUUCUUCCAUCUCUCUCCCGCCUCAAAUUCUCCCCCACCCCACUCUCCACCACCACCUCCUCCCUUCCUCCGCCGCCGCUCCACCUCCCUAUUUCCGUCAGAACCACCACUUUCUCACUCUCCGCCAUCCUCGACAGCCGCGAUUCACCAGCAGCGGCACUUCCCACCGCCGAAGAAGAAGAACAAUUCACCGACUACAAUGAAGACGAAACCUACGGCGAAGUUAGCAGGAUCAUCGGCAGCAGAGCCGCCGCCGACAACGGCCGCGGAAUGGAGUACCUCAUAGAGUGGCAAGACGACCACGCCCCCACGUGGGUCCCCUCCGACUUCAUCGCCAAGGACGUCGUCGCCGACUACGAAACCCCCUGGUGGACCGCCGCCAAAAAAGCCGACGCCGCCGCCCUCGCCCAGAUCAUCGAAUCCUCCGACGGCAGGGACGUCGACGCCGUCGACGAAAACGGCCGCACCGCCCUCCUCUUCGUCUCCGGCCUCGGCUCCGAGCAGUGCGUCCGGAUCCUCGCCGAGGCGGGUGCCGACGUCAACCGCCGCGACAAAAGCGGCGGCCUCACGGCGCUGCACAUGGCCGCCGGCUACGUGAAGCCCGCCGUCUCGAAACUGCUGGUGGAGUUCGGCGCGGACCCGGAGAUCGAGGACGACAGAGGGAAGACGCCAUUGUCGCUGGCGACGGAGAUCCUGAGCGUGACCCCGCAGCUGCAGUUCGCGAGGAGGAUCGGCCUCGACGGCGUGAUUAGCGUUCUGGACGCGGCGAUCUACGAGUUCGCGGAGGUGGAGGAGGUGCUGGACAGGACAGGGAAAGGCGAGAAUGUGGAGUAUCUUGUCAAGUGGAGAGAUGGGAGCGACAACGAGUGGGUGAAGGGCGGAGUCGUGUCGGAGGAUUUGGUGACCGAUUUCGAGGCCGGGCUGGAGUACGCGGUGGCGGAGGGCGUUUUGGGAGUCAGGGAAGGCGGGGAUGGGAGGAAAGAGUAUUUGGUGAAGUGGAGUGAUAUUGAGGAAGCUACUUGGGAACCGCCGGAGAAUGUUGAUCCCGAUUUGAUCAAGGUGUUCGAUGAAAUGCCUCAACCAAAUUUUGCUGAGCAAUCAUCAUCGUAACUCUGUUUUUCGAGAAAGAUGUAGAAAAGAAAUGUCCGAAACCCGAAACCUUAUUCUGCCUCUGGAAUGUAAACUUCACUUGUGCGUUUGUAGCCAGUUUUGCUAAAUAUUUUUGUGUGAAGGACAUGGUUUUAUUGUUCACAUUGGGUCCAACGGUGCACACCAUCUUCUGCACUUCUAAUCUAAUCUAAUAUCAUUCGGGGUCAGAAAUUGGAAAGGAAUUUCUUACUUCCACCGAUUUUGAUCCGAAGUUUUUCA
This is a messenger RNA of Erythranthe guttata (spotted monkey flower), 1517 nucleotides long. RefSeq names its product chloroplast signal recognition particle component (CAO) (gene CAO). The record is from RefSeq and is a predicted model, not a curated record. Lineage: Eukaryota; Viridiplantae; Streptophyta; Magnoliopsida; Lamiales; Phrymaceae. Gene Ontology annotation, molecular function: protein binding.